UAUUCGGGGGCGCUCGUCGCAUAUGUCUGCACUCUCCCAUGUGUUGCAGUUUGCAUAAAGAGUUGAUCUGCCAUUCACUCCUCAAGACCAUACAGGACACUUCAGGACACUCUCACGAUCCAUUCGACAAUAAAACGUGAAUAGUCGAUUCAACUGAGUGAACGAUUCCUAGAAAAUCGUGGAAAAUCCAGUAGAUUUUCCAAAUUAGUUGGAGAAAAUUGUUUGGGGCCAUGAAUUGUCAUUCGUGAUUAUGAAAAACACCAGUGCCUCGACGUCUUCAGGUGCAGUAAACCGAGGUUGAGAAAAUUCUGGUUUCACCUGAUGAGUGAGGACUUGUAGAGAAUAGAGAGGGAGGGGGACAUUUUCACUGGAGUUUAUCUUGUUUUGGUUGUUGAUAACUGCUUUGGGAGGAGAUGGAUAUUGAGGAGCCUGUCACACAGGGACUGCUGCUGUUCCCUCCUCAGGGAGUUCUUGGACAGCUGAAGAAAACGUGGCAUAAGAGGUACUGCCAGCUGUUCAAGGCCAGCAAGUAUGGUAUUGAGAGACUAGAGAUUUGGGACAGUAGAGAGGAUUUUCUGGGACAACAGCUGAGUCCUAGGAUCAUUACGCUUGAGAAUUGUGUGAAGAUCGGACCCAGCAAUCAGCCGAGAGUUAUUGCGGUAGUGACCCGAUCCCUGACCCACCACUUUGGCUGCAUAACCGAGGCGGAAACCCGCGACUGGAUAACUGCCUUCCAACAGGUUGCCUUCCCCGACCUGCCCUCCACCGAGACCAUCGAGGAGGACAACGACCUCUACUGCACCAGUGGCGAGGGCAUCUUCUCGGUGAAACUAGUGGAAACAGACGCCUCGAAACGCUGUCGGCUGGAAGAAAAAAACUACACCCUCCUCGUUGCAGACACCGAGAUGAGCCUCCUGGACGGCGAGUCCGUCCUCUUCACCUGGCCCUACCACUACAUCCGAAAGUACGGGUAUGGCGAGGGAAAAUUCACCUUCGAGGCGGGGAGAAAAUGCGAGUCAGGGGAGGGAUCAUUUCGCUUGGAGCACAGCAAUCAGCAGGAGAUCUUCCGGUGCAUCUCGUCGAGGAUGAAGUCAAUGAAGAAGCUUCUCCGAGGAGAAAUUGCUACUCCCGGGGUGGACCUCAAUGAUGCCCAGUAUCAUGCUGCCCUGUCCAUGGAGGCUGGCUCCAGGUCCCCUCUCCCCCCGACCCCAACACAGAAUUUAAUUGAUUUGGACUAUUCGAGUUCGGCGCAGAAUUCCCAGAGGACGAUAUUUCCGAGCUCGACGUCAACCUCGAGUCUUGACUCGGUUCCUUUCAUCAGGAGUCCACCUCCCAUUGUGGGCUCCAAACCCACGAAACCGCCAAGGAAGUUCUUCAUUCCAGGUCUACGCGAGCCCAAAACCCCAGCAGAACUCCCAGACAUCGGCUGUGGUAUAUACCGUAGACUAGCAUCUUACACAUCCCCAGAGGCCACAAGAAAAUUAUCCCAGACAUCACCAUCCCCUCAGGACGACGAGAAGCAUCCCUACGACCUCGUGGAGGUUCGAAACAACGCCUGGAGGACCCACGGUAUCGACACUAUCGUCCACACCGAGAGAAAGGACAGGCCGAACGGCCAAAACCCCAGAGCAGUCUCCGACGACGAGAAUACCAAUGAAAAUAAAAAUCCCAAAAAAGAUGAUACUGACGAGGAUUGGGUUGAGGUGAAUGUCGAGGAGUCUGGGGAUCGUCUGAACGACGACGAGGACUCUGACUGUCAGUACGAGACGAUGAUCUCCAAUAGCACGGGUUUAUCGACGACUGAGACCGUCACAGCAUCACCGAUCAUUCAUAAUAAUGUCGCAAAGUCUGAUUCCACUGCCAAUUACGAUACCCUUCAGCAUUUUGGGUCUCUCCACAGGCUGAACAAUCCUGGAUAUAAGGCACCCAACUUGAGUCUCAGUUUACCCAUGAGAAAUGCAUCCUCACAGUGCAUUUCACCGACUGUUUCUCUUGAGGACAGCAGCCCCUCGUGGAAUGAUUAUGAUGUGGUCGAGGACGUGCACUCCAUUAGAUUGGCUGACGACAGUAGCAGGGGGUAUGGGGUGAUAAGGAAAAAAGCGAAUGCUGCGACUAAUGUCAGUGCAGGGCCUCAGCAUAGGAUCUUCAAUAACAGUGAAUAUGCCAUUGUGUCGAAGCCUAAGAGAGUUUAGUAUUUGAUUUUUACAUCACGAGAUGAUUUUCAGACGAAGGAGGCUUUAAUUUUUAAAUCUACUUUUGAAAAAUAUCUCAGAAUUUGAGUCUGAUGAAAUUGGGAUAUUCGUUGUGAAGUCAUUUUUAGUAAAAAAAUCAUUGCUAAAUGAGGGAUUCAAAUGAAAUUUACUUAUGCAGGUUUGGGAGAGUCUGAGAAUUUUGUGAGAAUUAUUUCCAAAAUAUUUCAAACAUUUGUAGAUCCACAGAAAAAUGCCAAUGCGGUCUAGUUUUGGGGAAAAACCCGAAUAUUUCGUGGGAAUUAUUUUAUAAAUAUCUCUGAGACUAGCAGAUUUGGAGGAAAAUAUCAACAGAACAAUUUUAUAAACCGUGAAAUUGCCCACGAAAAAUUACUUAUUAAUUAAAGUUUCGCCAUUUCCCUGAGAUAAUUAUCAAAAAAUGAGGUAAUAAAUCAAUUCGCUCUAGUUUUGUAGAAAAAUUCAAAUAUUCCAUGGGGAUUAUUUUAUAAAUAUCUCUGAGACUAGUAGGUUUGGAGGAAAAAGUCAAAUCCAUAAAAUUUUCCACAAAAAAUGUCUUCAUACGUGAAAAUACAACUACAUAUACUGAUAUAUAUUUUCAUGUAUAUGAUUUAUAUAUGAAAAUUUCUCAAUUUCCUUUAGAUUCGGAGAUAUUCAGUGAAAAUUCCCCUAUCACUUUACCGGUAAAUGAAAAAAACACCUAAUUUCUCAAUUAAUUUACAACUACCGGUGAGAAUAUAUAUAUUUUUUACGCGUUUUCAAGUAAUAGUCGUGCUCAAUGAAUGAUCGAAAAAAAGACGUACUACUGCAUUUUUUAUAUUCCAAUCUGAGUGCCAAUGUUGUACUAUUUUUUAUUUGAUACUAGAAUUACGGAAUCAACUACGAUCGGUUUUUUUUAUAUUUUUUUAGGGUGUCGAAUGAAAGACAUGAGUAUUUGUGUAACGGUGGACCAAAGAUCUUUAACUUCACACCAAGUGAUAAGAUAAUUGUUUAACGAUCCUGUAUUGGACGGUCCAAAGUGCCUAAUUGUAUGUGUUGACGAGUCUAUUGACUUGUGAUGAUGAUUUUUUCUUAUUCACUGUAUUGAUUAGGGUAAGAUUGUAUUAUAUUUUAUACGAUGUUGAAAACAUUUUGUAGAUAAGUGAAUUUAAUAAAUCUAUUGUUACCGAGCAA
Messenger RNA from Diachasma alloeum, 3380 nucleotides. RefSeq lists its product as uncharacterized. Lineage: Eukaryota; Metazoa; Arthropoda; Insecta; Hymenoptera; Braconidae. The record is from RefSeq and is a predicted model, not a curated record. The coding region runs from base 414 to 2192 and encodes 592 amino acids. Gene Ontology annotation, cellular component: cytoplasm. The transcript is spliced from 5 exons. Gene Ontology annotation, biological process: positive regulation of MAPK cascade; cell surface receptor protein tyrosine kinase signaling pathway.